AUGUCUCUCACAAACCUCGACCUCGUAAACCAAUGCGAUGGUUUCCCAUAUCCCGAUGUGAAUUCGGAGACAUAUCUGGCAUCGAUCAACACUUACUACCAGCUGCGCGUCUCAGGCUACAAUUAUGCAUUGGGUUACAUGCUCCCGUCUGUCGUCGAGGUGUUCCGUGGGGUACCCAGCUGGGAAAUUGACGAUGACGCUCGCAUCCUCUACCUCGUCGGCGGUUCUACUGCGGAUGAGCGAUCGCAAGCGGUAGAAACGACACUGCUGGCUAUGCGACAGACGGGUCACUUCAAGGUACUGGAUAAGUGGCGAGGAGAACUGUACGCCGUGUAUGGCAUUGGCAAAGAAUUACUAUUUAACGUGGAGAGGAGCGCCAGUUGCCUGUUUGGGGUAGUCACGUAUGGGGUGCAUCUCACAGCGUUCACAAGAAAGGAGGGGGAAUUGAAAAUUUGGACACCGAGACGGGCCCGUACCAAGCAGACAUACGGUGGUAUGCUAGACAAUGCGGUAGCGGGCGGCAUUGCAUCGGGUGAGUCGCCAUUUGAAAGUCUUGUGAGGGAGUGUGGAGAAGAGGCCUCACUUGGGGAAGAGUUGGUUCGGUCAAAGGCAAAAGCGAGUGGCACAGUCACAUACUGGUACAUUCGAGACGAGAGAGCAGGGGGGGAGACGAACUUGAUGCAGCCAGAGGUUCAAUACGUAUAUGAUCUCGAACUUCCCGAAGACACGAUACCAAAGCCCGGCGACGACGAAGUUGAGGAGUUCUACCUGUGGAGUGUGGAGGAAGUGCAAGAAGCUAUGAGGAGGGGCGAGUUCAAGCCCAACUGCGCGCUGGUCGUGCUAGACUUCCUGGUUCGACACGGCAUUCUCACUACGGAGAACGAAAGAGACUACAUUGAAAUUGUGAGUCGGCUGCACAGAAAACUCGAGUUCCCUACGCUGUAA
Messenger RNA from Alternaria burnsii, 945 nucleotides. Its product is annotated as thiamine pyrophosphokinase. The record is from RefSeq and is a predicted model, not a curated record. The coding region runs from base 1 to 945 and encodes 314 amino acids. The transcript has a single exon. Gene Ontology annotation, molecular function: 8-oxo-dGDP phosphatase activity. Lineage: Eukaryota; Fungi; Ascomycota; Dothideomycetes; Pleosporales; Pleosporaceae.